CCCGCCCCUGACGACGCGGGCCCCGCCCCCUGGAGACAGGCCGCCAUGGAGCCGGGAACCCGUGGCUAGCGGGCGGCUGGUCGAGGGCAGGGCCGGGCCGGGGGCCGGGGGCCGGGGGCGGGUUCCGGGAGGCCCUCCACCAUGAAGCUGACUCGGAAGAUGGUCCUGUCCCGGGCCAAGGCCUCGGAGCUGCACAGCGUGCGGAAGCUCAACUGCUGGGGCAGCCGCCUCACAGAUGUCUCCAUCUGCCGGGAAAUGCCCAGCCUGGAAGUGAUCACCCUCAGCGUCAACAGCGUGUCCACCCUGGAGCCCGUGAGCCGCUGCCAGCAGCUGAGUGAGCUGUACCUGCGGAGGAACCGCAUCCCCAGCCUGGCGGAGCUCUACUACCUGAAGGGCCUGCCGCGCCUGCGUGUGCUGUGGCUGGCGGAGAACCCGUGCUGCGGGUCCGACCCACACCUCUACCGCAUGACCGUCCUGCGUAACCUGCCGCACCUGCAGAAGCUGGACAACCAGAGUAGCGGUGAGACCGAGGAGGAGCUGUCCCGAGCGUUGCUGGAGGGAGAGGAGGUCACGGCCCCCGGCGGAGAGGGAGCAGGGAACGGCCGGACCGAGCUGUCCUACGGCCUGAGCGCCCUGAACUCCGCUGCUGAGAUCCAGCGGGACGCGCUCAGCUGUGGCGAGGAGGAGGCCAGUGUCCAGGGCCAGCUCAGCCCGAAGCCCCCUUCCCGGGACCCGUUCCCCUCCUUCUCACAGAGGGAAGCCGUGAGCGGUCGCAGGAACAGGAACAAUGUCCUGACCGCCAUCCUGCUGCUGCUGCGGGAGCUGGACGCCGAGGGGCUGGAGGCCGUGCACCAGACCGUGGUCAGCCGGCUCCAGGCUCUGCACAAGCAGGAGCCGCAAGAGGACGUGGAAUGACGGUCAGCCGGGACCCGAGCCGCCAGGCCUUCCUCCCAGGACCCUGUGCCUCAGCAUCUGGGAGGUGUGGGGUCCACAGCCACGGCCUCCACUGCAUCCUGAGUGUCCGCAUGCGGGCUGUGUCCCCAGAAGCUCAGCCCCGCCUGGGAAGGCCACGCCCCAGGUGUAGCAGGCGGGAAGGGCGCCGGGCACUGCGCCGGGCACGCUCCGCCGUGCGGGGCCCAGGCGUGUGCCGCCUGCCUCGCCUCGCCUCGCCUCACCUCUUCUCAGGUGGCGUUGCAGCCACUGUCCCUAAUAAACAGCUUCCCCAAGUCCAGUCUGGAAGCAGACGUUUCCUAGGAGACGGACGUAGCCUUGACGUUGUUUUGAAGCUAAGGGCCACGUGCACGUGCAUUUCCCCUGUCGGCUCUCCCACCGGGUCGGGAGUAGAUUCCGCCCAGGAUGGUGCCGUCCUCGAAGCAGCAGCAGCUCCGGGCUCCGCCUCAGCCUCGGCAGACCCACGCGGCCGUGCCCACCGCUGCCCACGUGUUUGGCAGGGUGCAGGGGUCUUGUACGCCAUGCCGGGGGGAGGCCGGGGGUGGGCAGGCCCGCGCUCCUGUCUGGAGACUCAGGUACAGAAGUAGGACAGGCAGCGGGGCCGGGGAGGAUGCCCGGAAACCCCAUCUAAAACGUGUUCUCCCGUGGGCAGAGCCACAGGCCUUGCCGUGGUGCACAGGCCCCGAGUGGUAGUGUUGCAAUCCGGGGCCCUUCCUCCUGCCCCCCAGCAGCUCCGGGGACCGGGGAGGAGCGUGGCCUCUGAGCCAUUAGUCUUACUGGUGCUGAAACGGUGGGACCGGAGAGGGGGGUUCCCUCCGCCUUGGCUCCCAUUAGUGUCUGUGUCGCCGUGCAAGCGAAGGGGUGGGACUUCACCCACUGUGUGCGAGAACCCAGAUGGGGUGACUGCCGGGGAGACCGUGGCAGGCCGCGCUCGCACUGGCCCGGCCACACUGGGCGGGUGGUGGAUAUCGGGUGUCGUGGCUCCUCGGGACCUGGGGGGCGGAAGCAAGGGGUCGCCACGUGGGGGUAUCCGGAAGGGUGGCCGCAGGGUCCGCGCGUGCCUUCUGUUGUACAUCUGGAUGGUUGUCACACUCAAUAAAGCGUUGUCUUUUUUAGAGCCA
Molecule: messenger RNA, 2072 nt
Organism: Herpailurus yagouaroundi (jaguarundi)
Lineage: Eukaryota; Metazoa; Chordata; Mammalia; Carnivora; Felidae
Gene: CFAP410
Product: cilia and flagella associated protein 410
Exons: 7
Coding region: 142-915 (257 amino acids)
Biological process (GO): cytoskeleton organization
Molecular function (GO): protein binding
Source: RefSeq, a predicted model, not a curated record